GGCAAUCCAAAUUUGAUGUUGCCUGAUAGUUGCGUACAAUUAAAAAUGUCAAAAGAUUUGCAGCUAGCUGAAGCCGCCGAAGCAAAUUGCUCCAAUAAAUAUGUUUUGGGCUGCCAGGGUUUGACGACGCCACCUCCCUCGUGUUUCAGCCCUUCAUGUACUGUUUUGAGUUGCAACAAAAAGAUGACAUAUUUCACAAAAACGGUUGACAAUGUCACCAUGGUUCUGGCCAAUCCACAAUUCCAUGGAACUUGGCACUCUAUCAAUGGCAGAAUUUACGUUUUUAGUUUCAAUGCAUCAACUUGGCAAGACGCUAAUCUGGCUUGUUGCUCCAUUGGAAUGAAACUGCUGAGCUUAGACUUUGACUAUGAAUAUAAUAAUUUGCUACAAGCUCUGAAAACUAUAUCAAUGCACAAUGCAACAACCGAGCCAGGGGAGUUUUGGACUUCCGGCUCUGAUGUUGGCUGCGAGUCGAGCUUCGGUUGGUGCGCGGUGAACAAACUGGUCCGAAGUACAAACUGGGCGCCGCAGCAACCGAGCGAUAAAAACAAAUCUGAAAAUUGCAUUUCCAUUGCGAUCAACCAAAAUUCUGCUCUUUUAUCUGAUGAUGCUUGCGACAGAAAAAUGAGAUACAUUUGCGAGUCAAGAGACACAACUAAAUCAUCACGAAGCUCGCAAGCAAUAGUUGAUGAAUGUGGAGCAGUCUAUAACGUUACAAGAAUUGAGGCAGAGAACGUUUUGACUUUGAGUGCAGAAUACACAACAAAAAUUAAGUGCUAUUUGAAAUGCGUCGGGGAGCACAGUGGAUUUAUGUUGAAUGGCAAAGUUGUUGACGAGAAUAUGCUAAUGAUGGCUGAACUUCUUUCCCCCAAGUCACAACCAGCAAAAUUGCAGGACAAUCUUGAGGCUGUGGACUCUUGCUCAUCUAUCAAGGGCAUGGAUGAAUGUGAUACUGCUGCGCUUGUCUUUCAGUGUGGACAAGAAAAAGCGCCAGACUUUGUGUCCGACAUAAUUACUUCAGUCGAGCGCAAUUCCUCUGCCGAAAAGUCGCCUUUAAAUGUUACUGUGGCUUUAUGCGCCUCAUACGGUUGUUCAUUGAAUCCAACGAGGCGCACAAUGGAGUACGAAAAUGCAACUGUUCUAUCUGCAUCAGCUAAUGGCGGAAAAUUUUUCAAUGCUUGCAGUGGAAAGCGAUAUGCUGUAUUUUCAGCAAGUACCUUGUAUUCUCCCGCUGGUAGCUUGUGUUGCCAGUAUGGUCUUCAGAUAUUGACAUUGGAUACAAUUGCAAAGCAAAAUUGCUUCAGAGAUGGACUUCCUGAUGCAUAUCGAUCAGGGUCAUUCCACGCUCCUCUCAGCAGAAUGGGAGCGAGUAAUUACAGUUGGUGCACAUCCAGUAGGCAAUUUAUAAUGAGUGAUUUUGGCCAAAAUAAUGGCACCGAUUGGCAAAAUGCAUCAAACUAUCAAAUGUUGUACGACUUUACUGGUGUGCUAAAUGGCUCCCAGACGCGAGUCAAAUUGAGGCCAGCAAACCCAUCUGUCAAAUGCGGGGUUAUCUGUGAGCCCUAAAAAUGUUAC
Neocloeon triangulifer is the source of this 1575-nucleotide messenger RNA. RefSeq lists its product as uncharacterized. The transcript is spliced from 16 exons. The record is from RefSeq and is a predicted model, not a curated record. Gene Ontology annotation, molecular function: odorant binding. Bases 16 to 1566 code for a protein of 516 amino acids. Lineage: Eukaryota; Metazoa; Arthropoda; Insecta; Ephemeroptera; Baetidae.